UGUACAGGGAGUAAGACACCUGCAGUUCUGCUUCACUGCUCGCGGUGCUUCCUCCCUGCAGGUGGGGAGUGGGGCUUGAACCUGGAUCCUUGUGCCAUAUGAUGUGUGCACCAUAAUGUAUGCCCCAGACUGCUCCACAUGACUCCUUUCCACGGCCUGACACCCUUCCCGCAUGCCUUGUUUUCCCUUUUGUGAAAACUGCCGGCAUCAACAUUCACGCAUGCGGGCUGGUGGGCCAGGCCACCAUCUCCGGAAUGUGUUUUAUCAGCUGUAUCUCUGGCUGUCAACGUAACCCGGCAUUGCAAGCACCUGGCUGUCUGAGGGAACCCACUUCUGAAUGACGCCUCCCCAGAAGACAGGCCAGUCCACCCGCACUGAGACAUGAGCUCUCCUGGCCCCCGGGGUGACCCGACAUCCCCCCCUGCCUCCUGCGACCCAGGAAGGGCCUGAGGAGUGACCGUCCUGCUGUUGAACUGGAAUCAGUUUCUGCUGCCGAGGCCUCGGGGACAGGAUGCAAAGAACAUGACGCCUGGCUUCCACUUGCCUCCGCUGUCUUUCAAGUGCCACUGAGCAGUCUCCUCCUCCUCCCCCUUCCUCCUCUUCCUCCACAUCCUCUGUCUUCCUCCCCUCCUCCUUCACCUCUUCAUUUUCUCCUCCCCAGCUACCCUCCUCUCCUCCCUCCUCCUCUUCCUCCACAUCCUCUGUCUUCCUCCCCCUCCUCCUUCACCUCUUCAUUUUCUCCUCCCCAGCUACCCUCCUCUCCUCCCUCCUCCUCUUCCUCCUUUCUCAUCUCUUCUCCUACCCUGCCUCUAUCCCUCCCUCCUCCUCCCUCUCCUUCUUCCUCUCCUUUCCUCCACCCUUCCUCCCCCACCCCCCUCAUCUCCCUAUCUCCUCUCCUUCCCUCCCCUCUCUUCCUCUUCCCCUUCCCCUUCCUCCUCUUCCUCUUCUCUGGGCCCACUCUGAACCUUCAGUCCUUCGAGAGCUGCGGCUGGGGUCCCCCAUGGCCCCCAGGCGCUGACCAUGAGGCCCUGCGUGCUGUGCUGCCUGCGCUGGGCCCCUGCCGCCACUGCCGCCCCCAGCCCCCGUGCCAGCCGGGGGGAGGACAGGUUGGUGCUGCACGUGGCAGGGCGGCCCAUGAAGCUGCUGGCGGUGCUGGAGCUGCGGGCCGAGGCCGAGGGCUGGGCCGGGCUGCUGCGGCCACGCCGGGGCCUGCUGUGCGGACUGCUGCUGCUCGGCCUGGUCACUGCCUCCUACGUGCUCUCGGGGGCCCGGCCGCAUCUGCUGGUGGCCUUCCCCUCCAGCCCUGCCGUCGCCGAGGACCCCCGGGAGCCGCACUCGGCGGCCCUGAGCAACGCCUCCUCCGGGAAGGACGAGCCCGGCAUCCAGCUGCUGCUGGCCAGCAUUGCGGCCCGGCUGGACUUCAGCGCCCGCCAGCUGCCCGACCGCCAGGAGCUCCGCAGGCAGGAGCCCCAUAUGUUCUCCGUCAUCCCCAGCCAGUUCCUGUCUGCUGCUCACAGCCCCUGCUGGUACCAGGAAUUCCGCGGCGGGAACGCCAGCGACCCCUACCGGGCAAACUCGUAUGCGCUCUACUCCAAGCGCUUCCGCGCCACCUUUGAUGCGCUGCGCAAGGCCUUCUGGGCGCACCUGUCGCUCGCCCGGGGCCGCCGCCUGCGCCUGCGCUGCCUGCCGCGCUUCUACAUCAUCGGGCAGCCCAAGUGUGGCACCACCGACCUGUACGACCGCCUGCGCCUGCACCCCGAGGUCAGGUUCUCCGCCAUCAAGGAACCGCACUGGUGGACCCGCAAGAGGUUUGGGAUCGUCCGUCUGCGGGAUGGGCUGCGUGACCGCUAUCCCGUGGAGGACUAUCUGGACCUGUUCGACCUGGCUGCCCACCAGGUCCACCAGGGCCUGCAGGCGGGGCCGAGGAGCAGGAUGGCACAGACGGUCAUUGGUGAGGCCAGCGCCUCCACCAUGUGGGACAACAACGCCUGGGCCUUGAUUUACCACAACAGCUCGGGCGGAGAGCCCCCGUUCCUGACACAGGACUUCAUCCACGCCUUCCAGCCUGACGCCAAGCUCAUCGUCAUGCUCAGGGACCCCGUGGAGAGGCUCUACUCCGACUACCUGUACUUCGCCAUCUCUAACAAGUCGGCAGAGGACUUCCAUGAGAAGGUGACGGAGGCCCUGCAGCUGUUUGAGAGCUGCCUGCUGGAGUCCACCCUGCGCGCCUGCGUCUACAACAACUCGCUCAACAACGCUAUGCCCGUGAGGCUGCAGGUGGGACUGUAUGCUGUGUACCUGCUGGACUGGCUGACGGUGUUCCACAGAGAGCAGAUCCUCAUCCUGCGCCUGGAGGAGCACGCAGCCAGUGUCAGGGCCACCAUGAGCCGUGUCUUCCACUUCCUGCAGCUCGGCCCCCUGAGCAGGGAGCAGGAAGCCCUGAUCACCAAGAGCCCCGCAUCCAACGCCCGCCGCCCCGAGGACCGUAGCCUGGGGCCCAUGUGGCCGGGGACUCAGAAGGUUUUACGUGACUUCUACCGACCCUUCAAUGAGCGGCUGGUGCAGCUGCUGGCUGAUGAGGCCUUUGCCUGGAAGCAGACCUGAGGCGGGGGCCUGGCCUCCCCCCCAUCCCACCAUGGCCCUGACACCCCCAGGCCUUGCUUACCCCCAGCCUGGAGGGACCUGGGGUCUCAGCAGUCUCCCUCCCCACCUCCCAGGAUUUUCUCAGUGAGGAUAUUUGUGCCACCCCACACACACGGCCCCCAAAACCACUCUUCCCAGUUCCCUUCUGCACCUGGUGUGGCAGGUGAGAGAGACUGGAGCCCGGGGAGUAGCUGACAGGCAGGGCCAGAGGCUGGAGGGAAGCAUCUUUCCCCCCACCUGCUGCACCUCCCUUCUGCAGAGCCCAUCUGGGGGAUCCCAGGCACUGGCUGAGAGCUCCCCCCUGAACUGGACCUUUUCUGACAGUUUCUAAGCUCUCUCUCUGAGACCACUCCCCUUAUUUGGAGUGGGGGUGCAGGGGAGGAAACAGAGCCUCUCAGGCUUUUGUGUUUCUCCUUUUGAUUGAUUCUAAAGUCAGAUCUUCAGAUGGAAAGAAAGACAGAAAAGAGUUCAUUUACAGCAGUGCAGCCUUCUGGGACCGUCCCCCAUCCCGUCGCCCUGCUGGACCUGUGUCCUGUUCACAGGGAAGUGUCUCAGACGGACUUUGGCCCUCGCCACCCCUUGCACCUCCUCAGAUGCCCACAGCCUUGAUGUCUAGGGUGCGAAUUCCUUUUUGGACUGGAAGAGACCUCUGCCCUGGAUGCCUGGAGUGAGUGAGCGGUUUCAAGGACUGGAACACUCGCACGUCCUCAGGUUCAUCUGAGAGCUGGCAGGCAUUUGAGGCCUGGGCUCUGGCACCUUGCAUGCUGGCCUCCGCUCUGCUCCCCCAGACGGAACCACCCUGCCCCCCCGAGUCCCUGCAUGGGAUCCCUCCUCAGAAGCACAGUCCCAAGCUGAACUGGGCUGAACUUGGCAGUGCUGGGCGAGAGUGCUUGGACCCGGAACCUUCUGGUCCCCUUGGCAGCUUGGCUGAGUUCGGAUGGGCUUGUGGUCAUUUCGUCUUGGACAUGAUGGGUGAAGAUGGAAGAACGCCCAGGAGCUUACUCUACCCAGACCAUCUCCACACUCUGGGGGUGUCAGGGUACUUCCCGUGAGGCCCCCACCACCUGCAAAGAGACAGCAGGGGCUGAGGAGGGAGCAGCCAGCCCUGCACCCCAGACUCACUGUCUCUGGAAGGCCGACUCUUCCUCUUCCUCGGUGGCUGUGUGUCCCUGUUACCACUUUCAGGGACAGAGGGAGCCUGGCCUCAUCGUGUGUGCACAUAUUUAUUUGCAGGAAGUGUGUGUGUGUGUGUGUGUGUGUGUGUGUCCCCAGAGUGGGUGCCCUGCCCCUCAGCUCACAGGAGCCCCCUGCCCCUGCCCAUAUACCCUAUCCCCAGCUCCCGUCUGGCCCCUCACCACCCAGUCACCCACUUGCUGACACUCCCUGGGCAUGUGCUCGGUGUGUGUGCCAUUCUGCUUCUUACAGAAGUGUCGCCUAGUCCCUCCACUGGUAUCUGGUCUCUUACUUGGAUCUUUUUAUACACAAACCUCCCCCCCAUGGCAGUCCCCCACACCCCUCCCACAGCCCCCACCCCCACCCCCUGCAAGGACUCUGCACCCAAGGGCGAGGGCGGGUCUGCUGCCUUCGCUUUCUCCUUUCCAGGCCAGGGACGUCACCCUGAAACCAAAGUCAAGCGGAGCGUCCUCCCGCCUGGUGGAGAAGCCUCUGCCCCAAGCCAGGGUCUGCACUCAGCUGUCAUGUGGCCCCAGCCACACCGUCUGUCCUUCUGUCUAUUUAACGCCAUUAAAUGGGGCCCCUAGGCCGGUA
This is a messenger RNA of Erinaceus europaeus (western European hedgehog), 4410 nucleotides long. It is a transcript of the gene CHST15, whose product is annotated as carbohydrate sulfotransferase 15. The record is from RefSeq and is a predicted model, not a curated record. NCBI's taxonomy places the organism in Eukaryota, Metazoa, Chordata, Mammalia, Eulipotyphla, Erinaceidae. Gene Ontology annotation, biological process: hexose biosynthetic process. Bases 1021 to 2604 code for a protein of 527 amino acids. Gene Ontology annotation, molecular function: N-acetylgalactosamine 4-sulfate 6-O-sulfotransferase activity. The transcript has 8 exons.